AUGGCUGUGGCGCCGAUCGAUUCCGCCCAGGGUGAUCAGACAUCGACCUCCGAUUCUGGCCAUGGUAAUCUCAAUCCGCCCACCCAGGGUGGUGCGAAGCCGAAGCCGCCCUCUGAUUCUGGCCGUGGCGAUCUCAAUCCGCCCACCCAGUGUGGUGCGAAGCUGCCCUCUGAUGCCGGCCAAGCUGAUCACAAUCCUCCCACCCAGGGUGGUGCGAAGCCAAAUCCGAAGCCGCCCUCUGAUUCCAGCCAAACUGAUCUCAAUCCGCCCACCCAGGGUGGUGCGAAGCUGAAGCCGAACCCAAACCCGCCGAAGCAUGGUCUGUGUUGCAAACUAGGGCUAAAAAUAUGCUGCAAACCUGUCGUUCCGAUUCCAACAGUUCCAAUUCCACUACCACCUCCGCCUCCUCCUCCGAAGUAA
Zingiber officinale is the source of this 420-nucleotide messenger RNA. RefSeq names its product basic salivary proline-rich protein 1-like. The record is from RefSeq and is a predicted model, not a curated record. The coding region runs from base 1 to 420 and encodes 139 amino acids. NCBI's taxonomy places the organism in Eukaryota, Viridiplantae, Streptophyta, Magnoliopsida, Zingiberales, Zingiberaceae. The transcript has a single exon.